GAGCUGGUCCAACUUCGCUCAGAUAAAACCAUAACAAAUUGUACAUCUAAGCCUUCCUCAGGAAUCAUACUAUUAAAAAACCCACAUCAAAAUCCGAUGCGUAAUUUUAAAGAUUUAUGCGUACGCGCGUGCGUUACCUAAGUGUAUGCGAAGAGACUGACAGCGGGAAGCGAUUUUGUAGUGAUAAGCUGGACGAAUGAGAUUGAUUUAAUCCUGGAUGAAAAUUGGGCGAAGCUUAACAAAGUUUAGCAACAGUCCAGAUAUGAAUUAAGAAUAUUGAUUAGUAAAAAAUACAGGGUACAGUUGUCAGUGGGUGUGGGAACGAUGAAGACUGUCCUGAUCAUAGCUGGUCUUGUGGCCCUGGCCGCGGGCUCCUUUCCAGUCUACAAACACGAACAAGUGGCUACUAAGAAACUGGAUGAGAAAUUGCACGACUUCCAGUACAAAGCCCUAUCGCUUCUCGAGAAUGUAGUCGAAGUCUACGAACAAGCUGAAUAUUAUUCAAUCGGCAGAGAGUAUGACAUCGAGAAACAUGUGGAUAUGUACACUGAUCCCAAAGCAGUUCAAGCAUUCUUAGUGCUGUGGCGCGCUGGAGUCACGCCUAAAUAUUACUUGUUCUCUAUCUUCCAAGAGAGACAGAGGGUUGAGGCUGAACUUCUCUAUGAUCUGUUCUACACCGCUAAGGACUAUGACACUCUUUACAAAACUGCCGCAUGGGCUAAAGUUCACCUCAAUGAAGGCAUGUUCCUGUAUUCCUUCUACACGGCUGUCUACCAUCGUCCUGACACUCAUGGCAUCGUCCUACCAUCACCCUACGAAUUAUGGCCACAAUAUUUUGUAAAUAUGGAAGUUCUGUACAGGAUGGUCUCUACACAGUUGUUCAACGGAGAAUUCCCAGAGGAAACCGCUAAAGCUACUGGUGUUUUCAAAGAGCAAAACUCUUACUACUACUACUACAACUACUCCGAUCAAAUGUCUUAUGAUAAUAACGAGCACAGACUCGCCUACUUCACUGAAGAUAUUGGCUGGAACUCUUACUACUACUACUUCCACACCAACGUGCCAUUCUGGUCAGAAGGCGACCAGACCUUGGGACCAUUCAAGGAACGUCGCGGUGAAAUCUAUUACUACUUCUACCAGCAACUCUUGUCUCGUUACUACCUUGAGCGAUUGAGCAACGGACUGGGAGAAGUACCUAGGUUCUCUUGGUUUGCACCUCUGAGGGCUGGCUACUACCCAUACUUGUACAAUUCUUACUAUCCAUUCGCUCAACGCCACAACUAUUACGUCAUGGGAACUCCAGAAAAUGAGGAAUACAUUCAGUUUGUAGACACAUAUGAGAAAAGCUUCCUACAAUUCAUCCAGACCGGCCAGUUCAAGGCUUUCAAACAAGAAGUAGACUUCCAUAACUCCAAGUCGAUUAACUUUGUUGGAAAUUUCUGGCAAGGAAACCCUGACUUGUACGAGAAGGAAGGACGGUCCAGGAAUUAUGAACAGUCUUAUGAAAAAAUCGCCCGUCGUCUUCUUGGUGCUGCUCCAGAGCCUUACGAUGACUACAGAUACAUUCCUACUGCGCUUGAGUUCUACCAGACUUCCCUGCGUGACCCUGUAUUCUACCAGAUGUACGCUAAGAUCAUGAAUUACAUUGUAGAGUACAAGCAAUGGUUGGAGCCAUAUAACCAAGAUGAUCUGCACUACGUUGGUGUCAAGAUUAAUGACAUCAAGGUCGAUGAGCUGGUUACCUACUUCGAAUACUACGACUUCAAUGUUACCAGAGCUAUGUACUUCUCUUACGAAGAGUCCACUGUUGGCUCUCAUAACUUCUUCGUUCGUCAGCCACGUCUGAAUCACAAGCCCUUCUCAGUCACCUUCGACGUCAAGUCUGAUGUUGAAUCUGAGGUCGUCAUCAAGCUAUUCAUGGCUCCUAAAUACGACGGAGAAGGUCGCCUUCUUACCUUGGAAGACAACUGGAUGAACUUCGUUGAGUUGGAUUGGUUCACCCACAAACUUACAUCUGGACAGAACAAGAUUCAGCGUACAUCUGAUGAUUUCUUUUUCUACAAAGAGGACUCUGUUUCUUCUGGAAAAAUCGUUGAGCUCUUGAAUCAGGGUCAGGUACCUGAAGAUAUGUCUGAGGACUACGACUCCUUGCCUAGCAGAUUGAUGCUGCCCAGAGGUACUAAUGGGGGAUUCCCAGUGCAGUUUUUCGCUUUUGUCUACCAAUAUGAAGCGCUACAGCCCGAAUACAAAGAAUCAUCUUAUGUAGUAGACAACAAGCCCUUCGGUUAUCCCUUCGACCGUCCCAUCCCUGUGCCGCAGUUGUUCUUCCAGCCUAACAUGUACAUCGAGGACGUCUACAUCUACCACCAGGGUCCUGAAUACCCGUGGUGGAACCAGUACCCAGAACACACCAAUGCGGUCCAUAAUCACUAAGAACAAGUAUAGUGUGAAAGUCCUUAGGAGUAAGGCAAAAUAAAGCAUUAAUGAAUAAAGAAUUAAUAAUAUUUAUAUUAUUUUACAAUAAAUAAUUUUACAAUUACA
Molecule: messenger RNA, 2541 nt
Organism: Plodia interpunctella (Indianmeal moth)
Lineage: Eukaryota; Metazoa; Arthropoda; Insecta; Lepidoptera; Pyralidae
Product: arylphorin-like
Exons: 7
Coding region: 325-2433 (702 amino acids)
Source: RefSeq, a predicted model, not a curated record